Messenger RNA from Triticum aestivum (bread wheat), 1432 nucleotides. Its product is annotated as zinc transporter 10-like. Lineage: Eukaryota; Viridiplantae; Streptophyta; Magnoliopsida; Poales; Poaceae. The record is from RefSeq and is a predicted model, not a curated record. Gene Ontology annotation, cellular component: plasma membrane. The transcript has 6 exons. Gene Ontology annotation, molecular function: zinc ion transmembrane transporter activity. Gene Ontology annotation, biological process: zinc ion transmembrane transport. The coding region runs from base 146 to 1273 and encodes 375 amino acids.
GCCCUGGCCCACCCCACGACGGCCCGCCGGGCGCCCGACGGGGCGGGAUGACAACAUGCGGCGCCCCGAUGUGGAAGAGAGAGGCAACAAUCAUGCGUGCGCCUACUGAUCUAGCUUAGCCGAGGAACGCGACUGGAUUGAGCGCAUGCGGCGGCCGGCGUUCCUCGAGGAAAUGGAGCCGUACGUCGUCGCACCCUAUCUUCGCGCCUACCUGCACCGAUUCGCAGCUUCGGUGUCCGCGGCGAGCUGUGACGCGAGCAAGGUGGGCGGCGGCGAUGUCUGCCGCGACGAGGAGGCGGCGCUGCGGCUCAAGAUAGUCGCCGUUGCGGCCAUCCUUGUCGCGGGCGCCGCCGGCGUCGCCAUCCCGCUCGUCGGCCGCAGGUGGCGGGGCAGGGCUGCAGCCGGUGGGGGCGGGUCCACGUUCGUGCUCGCCAAGGCCUUCGCGGCGGGGGUGAUCCUGGCCACGGGGUUCGUGCACAUGAUGCACGACGCCGAGGAGAAAUUCCAGGACCCUUGCCUCCAGGACUCGCCGUGGCGGCGGUUCCCCUUCGCGGGCUCCAUCGCCAUGCUCGCCAGCCUCGUGACGCUCGUCGUGGACUUCCUCGGCACCCAGUUUUACGAGCGCAAACAGCGCGAGGCGGCUGCCGCCGCCGCAACGAGCGCCCAAGAAGAGACUGCGGUGGCGCUGCUGGAGGACGGGAGGAAUGCAGGGGGCGAGAAGCGUGAAGGAGCGGUGCACCACGGCCACGGCCAUGGCCAUGGUCACGAGAACGAGGCGGGUCCGUCCCAAGCUCGUCAGGUGGUUGUUUCCCAGAUUCUGGAGUUGGGGAUUGUAUCACACUCGGUGAUCAUCGGGCUAUCGUUGGGUGUUUCGCAGAGCCCGUGUACCAUCAAGCCUUUGGUUGCUGCCCUGUCCUUCCACCAGUUCUUCGAGGGUUUCGCGCUAGGUGACUGCAUUUCCCAGGCCCGGCUGAAGGGUCUCUCUACUCUCUUGAUGGCUUUCUUCUUUGCCAUCACAACACCCACAGGAAUCGCCGUGGGGGUGGCCAUGGCGUCAUUCUACGACCCAUACAGCCGCAGAGCGUUGGUGGUGGAGGGCAUUCUUGAUUCCAUGUCAGCUGGUAUACUGAUCUAUAUGGCACUUGUGGAUCUCAUCGCCACUGAUUUCCUUGGCCAGAGGAUGAGCAGCAGCCCGGCCAGGCUGCAGGGUGGCGCAUACAUUGCAUUGUUUCUUGGGGCCAUAGCCAUGGCAUCCCUUGCCAUCUGGACUUAGUUAAUGUUGGUGAUUGGUGUGAAUAUUACCCCUUACUGCUUGUAUAGUCCCUGAAGAAGAGGGGAGGCUGCUUGUUUUUUCGUUGGUUCUUUUGUUUCCUGUUAUUGACAUGGUGGCGGUGGGAUGUAAAGGUGCCUUUGUUGGUAAUGAACAGCAACA